This is a messenger RNA of Rotaria sp. Silwood2, 291 nucleotides long. The record is from the annotation of a GenBank genome assembly. Lineage: Eukaryota; Metazoa; Rotifera; Eurotatoria; Philodinida; Philodinidae.
AUGUAUGCCAAUAAAAUAAACGAUGAAUCCGGUGAACUUGACUCUCAACUUGUUCAAGCAAAUCCAAUUCUUGCAGACGAACGUACAUUUCAUAUAUUUUAUCAAUUAUUACGUGAUUAUAAUACAAAGAUGAUUACAGAUUAUUUAUUAGAAGAUUUUAAUCGUUAUCGUUAUUUAACACAUCGUAAUAUUACAAUAACAGAUAUUGAUGAUGAUGAAGAAUUUCAAAAUACAGUUAACGUUAUGCAAAUAAUGAAUAUGUCAAAUGACGAUUUAAAUUCAAUAUUUUGA